AUGAAGAUUCGUUCGGGACUGCUGGCUCUUAUCCUUGUGCUUGGUCUCUUUGUUUCGCUUCACCACCUGCCAAAUGUCAUCGCAGGUCCACCCUAUGAACCACCGUUCCAAAGUCAACUCAGACCAUGUUUUGAAAACAACAAGGACACAAGUGUCAUUUCUUCGGAAUCGGCAUGGAAUCAAAAUCGUCCAUCUGUUUUUCCUAAUCAUGGUGCUGCUGUAAAAUUCGCAAAAGAUUGUCGAAGAAGUAUUUGUGGAACAACCAAUUCGGUGUGUUGUAAUACUUUUUGUAAGAUGUCUGGCUUUGCUGAAAAUUCUGGUUCCUUCUAUGAAUGUCAACGACAAUGUGCUGGAGUCAAUGGUCAACAAUCAGGAAAUGGUGCUAACAAUGGAGACCCAACACCUGUUGAAAUUCCUGUCAAAUAUGAACCUUGUGAAAUUUCAUGCAAUUCAGUGAUCAACUUUUAUAAUUUUGAAUCACCAUUGAAGGUCAAUACAAUUUUGAGAGGAAGUAAGAAGAAAAAGACAACAACUCAAUCCAUCAAGAAAUUGAUCAAGAAAGUUAUGGGUAUGAUCAAACGUAAUCGUCGUUCGAGAAAUGUCUUGUACUCAACUGAUGAAGUGGUUGAAGAUAUUUCAACUCCCAAUGUAGCAUCUGCUUCUGUUUUAGCUUCUUCAACAUCUGACAAGCCAAGCUCUGGUGUGGCUGUGAGAGUAUUCAAGAAGAGUUUGAAUCAAGUGUAUCAACCAACCUAUACUGGAAACAAUGUUCCAAAACAUAGAAUUUGUUCUGCUGACUCGACUCAAAAAGCUGUUAUUGAAUUCAAUGCAUACACUGGAAUGACUUGUCCAAAGAUUCGUGAAUGGCUCAACUUGCCUGACGUUUCACCUAACGUGUUGCAAUAUGUUGAGGUUUUGUUGUAUGAUUUGUAUGGCCAAUGUCGAUUGAAAGGUGCUGAUUGUUCUUCUCCAAGAUUGGCCUCAAUCAAAUACAACGAUAACGUAUUGGUUCAAAAGUACACAGUGAAUGAUGCUCCUGGUAGUGGUAGCAAUCGACGAGUUCAAGCGUAA
Naegleria lovaniensis is the source of this 1071-nucleotide messenger RNA. RefSeq lists its product as uncharacterized. The transcript is spliced from 2 exons. The coding region runs from base 1 to 1071 and encodes 356 amino acids. The record is from RefSeq and is a predicted model, not a curated record. Lineage: Eukaryota; Heterolobosea; Eutetramitea; Acrasida; Naegleriidae.